AUGAGUGAUGGAUUUUGCAGUACUCAUUUGCAGAUCAUGGUUAGGACCAGAGGAUUAGGUCGUGCCUUAGGUCAGGUCACUCGCAGAGGUGUGGGCAGAGGAGAUCAUGAUGAUUCUGAUGAUGCUCCACAGCGUCAACGACCUACUGCAUCCGCACGGAGGCAGCGAGUCGCUAUGACUGCAGAUCACGUCGAUGAGCCAUUCAUCGCUGACCCAGACGUUCAGGAUGACCCGAUGGAGGCACCAGCUGCUGUGGAGGACAUUCCUGCGGACGCAGGCGCAGAGGCGGCUGAGGAUCAGCCUCAGAGAUUUCCGGGUGGUCCGAGUGACCCAUAUGUGCUAACAACGUAUGCGGAUCACGUUGCUUGCAGCGUAUGGAGGGGAGAGGACGCUCCUGAAUUGAAGUUAUCCUCGCAUGGGAGGAAGGUCCAUAGUUUAGGCAGGUCUGUCCCUGCCAUUGAGGGACUUAUCGCUGGUACAGGACUAAGUCCUCUGAUCACGUGUUCGGUAGACACCGGCGAUCGGGGACUUUUGCCCGCGUUUGUGGAGCGGUGGCACCGGGAGACGUCUAGUUUCCAUCUCCCGGUGGGUGAGCUCACCAUCACAUUGGACGACGUCUCCUAUCUUCUCCAUCUUCCCGUUAUAGGCGACUUUCACGCAUUUGAGCCCUUGCACGUGGAUGAUGCGGUUCAGAUGCUGGUGGACUUGCUGAUGGUGUCUCCAGAGUCUGCUAGGGUUGAGAUAGUCCAGUGUCGUGGACCGUACGUACGCCUGCAAUGGGUACGUGAUAUAUAUCAGCGCCGAUGCCAGGCAGGUCAUUGGACAGCUGCGGCUCGUGCAUAUCUUCUUCACCUGUUGGGUUGCACUCUGCUUGCUAACAAGAGUGCAACCAAUGUCCAUAUUGUCUACUUGGAGGCCCUUCGGGACCUCAGUAUGAUAGAUAGGUACGCUUGGGGAGUGGCUGCUUUGGACUACGACGAGGCUUCUCCGCGUGUGUGCAGGUGGAUUGCGACGAAGAAGACCGUGAAGAGCAUACGCACGCCGUCGUAUAGGGAGCGCCUGGACCGACUCCGGAUUCUGGAUGUCUGUUGGAUCCCGUAUGGGGAGCAUCGGGAGGUCCGGGACUUCCACGUCAGAUCAUGCUACUCCGGUCUCUUGCGCUGGGGGCCUGUUGCUGUGUAUUACCGACCAGAGAGGGUUGUGCGGCAGUUUGGUUACACGCAGACCAUUCCUGCUCCUCCUGUCGAUUCAUGGAUUUCAUAUGAUGAUAUACACGACAAGUGGAUGCACUACGAGGAUCAUAUCGUACCUGCAGGUGAGGUGUGCGUGGUGCCAGGGGCGUGUUCCAAUGACUACAUCGACUGGUUCUUCCGCAUCUCCCAUCCUUUCAUGACACCAGGCCACGCAGUAGAUCCUCUGCCUCAUGGUCACGCCCUGCAGCCCCGAGUCAUCCCUCAGGCCCCGCAGACAGAUAUCCCUCGCGUGCCGGAGCCAGGAGCAUCAUCGACAUCUACGGAGGAGCCCAGACAUGCAGUGGAAGUUUGUGAUGACAUUGCUGAGCGGUUGAAGCGCCAUCUGAGUCUAGGGGUGGUCACGCCUGGCUCAUCUACACAUGAGGUGAUCGAAGAAUGUCUCAGAUUGGCCAGGAGUGUCACACAGGACCAUCUAUUAUACGUUAGGUGUAGACGCAGGCGGCGCACUGAUCAGGCUUAG
This is a messenger RNA of Glycine soja, 1713 nucleotides long. RefSeq names its product protein MAIN-LIKE 1-like. The transcript has 4 exons. Lineage: Eukaryota; Viridiplantae; Streptophyta; Magnoliopsida; Fabales; Fabaceae. Bases 1 to 1713 code for a protein of 570 amino acids. Gene Ontology annotation, biological process: meristem maintenance; meristem development. The record is from RefSeq and is a predicted model, not a curated record.